Adineta ricciae is the source of this 2118-nucleotide messenger RNA. The record is from the annotation of a GenBank genome assembly. Lineage: Eukaryota; Metazoa; Rotifera; Eurotatoria; Adinetida; Adinetidae.
AUGUCCCAUGCGACGACGCCAACCAAAGGCCCGUCAACUGUCGAUUGUGAAGUCUUGACGGACAUUCAUACACAAUCAAAUUUGGCCGAAGUUGAAAUAGUCAGCUUAGUACAAGAAUUAAUCCCACGCUAUCGUCUACGUGCUGAAACCGAUUUUGCUUGUUCAAACGAAGAUUUCAUUCAGACUCCACGUAUCGACGGAUCAGAAUUCGAAGCUUUAACCAAUACUCAAAUUGGUGCUCUUCUCGAUUAUUACGCCUCAUCUAGCAAUCGAAUCAGUCAAAUGACCAAAACAUACCAUGAUAUAAGUGCUGUUACUCGCAUGUUAGAAGAACGCGAGAAUGAUUUGCAAAUGGCCGUUACGUUAGGCCAUACACUACUCGAGAGUAAUGAUUCACUUCGUAAUCAAGUGGCCUUAUUAGAACAAGAUAUUGUUCAGACGACGGAAAUUGUUAAACAACUCAAACAUGAUUUGGUUCUCAAAGAACGUGUUAUUCGAUUUUACACUGAUAUGGAAGAAAGUGAGCUGGAAGCCGCUGAAACAAAUCACUUGGAUGUUCGACAGUAUGAACAAAAAAUCCGACAUCUCGAAGAAGAAAAUGAAGAUCUCCGUACUGAAACUUUACAGUUAAAAGUCGACGCGGAAAAUUACGAGCAUCAAGAACAAGCAAUUGUUGACAAUUUUGUUAAUACGCUAGCCAAUGCAAAUGCGGAAAUAGACAAUCUACAACAAGAACUGAUUAAGAAAACCAGCGAAAAUGCUCAACAGCAGGACGAAAUUGUUCGUCUAUCUUACGAAAUGCGAGAAAUUCGUCGAAGAUUAGCUGAAUUGAAGAAAGAAAACGAAGAAUUGAGAAAUCUUCUUGCCAUUAGUGGCAAAAAUCGCCAUGAUUACGAAACUAAAAUCGAAGAAUUGGAAAGAAAUUACAGUGAAUGUUUAGAAAAACUUCAUCAAUCUCAAUCCGAAGUGAAUUCUCUACAGCAGAGAUUAUUGGAAACAUCUCCGUCAUCAUCAAUGACUGAUUUAUCCUCGAAUCGUCAUACAGUUUUCUUAUCACCUGUCGAAUAUGCGAAUUUUAUGGGAACUGAACAUUCUCUCAAAUCAGAACUUGAAGAAGUUCUCGAAGAUCCAAGUCAACUAUGUACAACAACGGUGACGAAUGAUGAACCAAUGACUUCAAUCAAAAAGUUCUAUCGAACAAGAUCAAAACGCGAUCAAAGCGAUACUGAUGGUGAAUCAACAAUGAAUGAUUCAGCAUUCAGCGAUACCGAAAGUUUAAGCAGUGCUUCGUCUUGUCCUUAUUGCCAUCGAUGUUCACCUAUAUCAUCCUCUUUCGAUCCUAAAUCGUCGUCUACAUACCAGUUCGAACGUCGAAUGCCAACAGGAAUCUCUUCGCGAUUGAAACUUGUCAAACGAUUGGAAGGAUCAAAUAUGUUAAAACGUUGGCAAGAAUUAGCUGAACCUAGUCUUUCAUCGUGUCUUCAAACAAUACCCGGUGUUUACACACGUGCCGAAAUUUUACAUGAAGUAAAAGAAGAAGAUGAUGAUGAUGAACAAUAUUCAUCAACGCCACACAAUGAACUAGAUUUCCUAUCAAAUAUUCCUACCCCUGUUCCCUCCACACAAUCAACGACAUCUGCGUCAAAAUCUCGAAUGAAUCUUGUUGAAUUACUGACCCAACAAGGUUUAACCGCUCGAACACUGGAAUCAGCUGCACCAGAUCCAGAUGACAGUAACGAUCUGGCGACUCCACCAUCGUCACCGAUACAUGGUGCGCAACUUCAAACGAAUGCUCUUCUUCAUCAAGUUAUGCAACGUCUUGUUAGCAUGUCCUUACGUACGUUCGAAACCAUUGCUUCAUCUGUCACUGAAUCGCUACCAGAUGAACAAGAUAAACUCGAAGAGCGAUCUAAGAAAACAACGACCGUUACUCCUCCAUCAUCGCCAAAAUUCGAAGGUCUCACUGCGCCUACUCCGAACACAGCUAUGCGUGCAAUCAAAUCCAGUACAUUCUUACGUGUUUCCUCAUUGAAUCCGUUAACAAAGGCAUUUGCCACACGUUCACCUGGCGAAGUGCCAUCCAUGGUCUCCGACUUUCUUCGCGGCUAUCGUCCAUAA